Styela clava is the source of this 6911-nucleotide messenger RNA. RefSeq lists its product as uncharacterized. The record is from RefSeq and is a predicted model, not a curated record. Gene Ontology annotation, biological process: ribophagy; glycophagy; piecemeal microautophagy of the nucleus. NCBI's taxonomy places the organism in Eukaryota, Metazoa, Chordata, Ascidiacea, Stolidobranchia, Styelidae. Gene Ontology annotation, cellular component: Atg1/ULK1 kinase complex; phagophore assembly site membrane. Gene Ontology annotation, molecular function: protein kinase binding; molecular adaptor activity.
UUUGCAGUUUAACAAAAUGAUGCGAUAGGGAAAAUAUUCAAGUUUUAGGCCUCCACUUUAUCUGUGGAAGGAGGUAUAAAUGUAAGGAUAAACGGAGUGUUGAAUUAUUAAAAUACACAAGAUGUUGCAUGUGUUCAAUGUGAACCGAGGGACCAUGUUGACAUUUGACGUCAACUUGGCAAUGGAAAGGGUGUUGGAGUUGAAGACCACAAUACAAGACACUCAUGGGAUUUCUCCUGAUAAACAGGUUAUGCUUAUCAGUGGAGGACAAGCAUUAAGUGAUGAAGAGAGAGUUUGUAGUUACGCUGCAGGAACUGAAUCAAAUCCUGUUUAUCUGUUUGAUAAAGGUUGUAUUGAGAAAGAGAAUCUACAACUGCAAUCUAAUUAUCAAGAAAGUAAUGAUUUUGCUGAGAGCAUCAGGAAUGCUCGAACUCUCUCUCCUUCAUACAAGACUGUGGAAGUUCGAACUAAGCUUGCAAUGAGGCUUCACGAUGCAACCCGUCAUCAAGCUCAAACUAUGAAGUCUCUUGUUCACGAUGAACAUUUAAUGUUUCAGGGAUGGCAAGCAGCUGUAUCCAAUCUCAUGGACACAGUUCGUGGAUUUCAGACAAGGGUUGAAACAAUGUGUUCUCAAUGCCAGAAGUUAUUUGAACAAGGAAGAAAUAAUGCAGAAAUUUUGAAAGGAAUGGAUACUAUAUUGAAAAGUUUGGAGCAGAUUCCUAUUCUACCUACGUUAUUGAAAAGUAUACGAUCGGAUCAGCAGCAAGUUACUUUGUUACAUUGGAUAAAAAGUCAAUGCAAAAAUGUAUCUGUACAAGUGAUGUAUAACGAAUGCAAGCAGAAACAGGAUUAUUUGAACCAAGAGAGAUACAAAGCACUAUUGGAAGAAUGCAGUAAGGUAGAUUCACAAGCAUCAAAUGUGCGAAUGAGUGAAAUAUCCGGCAUCAAUGAAAGACUUUCUGCCUUAGAUCAUCUCAUUCUGACAGCUGAACAACAAGUUAAAGAGCAAACUGGCAUCGCUCAGGGUUUCGUUAGGAAUCGUGAGACCGCUCGAGAGUUGCAUAAUAACUCACCAAGUAUUGAUGCUCUGCUCACAUUGUGUGAGAGCCAUAUCACUCAACUCCAAAUCAUGUCAGAAUAUGAGUCGAUGACUCGAGAUGCUCUUCAUAAAUGUACUCACGCUAAAAAUGAACUCGCAGCUAACUUACACACUCGACUAAGAUGGUUGUACGUCAUUCAACGAAGUAUUCUGAAUGUUGAUGUAAAGUUGUCCAUGUUCACCCAACAACUGAGUCUUCUGCAAAGACAAGUCACAUUCUUAGAUCAAGUUAAACAAUGUCCGACCCUGUAUUUAUCAUCUGUAGCUGAGGUUGUGAGAAGAAAACAAUUCGCUGACAAUUAUAUUCAGUGUGCUAACAGAGCUGUUGCAGAAGCUCGUGUUGAACGUGAUCGAGAAAUUGUGAAACGAAAGACUUUUCAAUCCAACUUAUCUGGUCAUUUUAUACAGAGAUUAUUUCAUGGAUUAUCAGAUAAACCUCCUUCACUUUCUAAGAAGCCGAUGAGAAAUUUUGACAAUAAUCUACCGAAUAUUACUUUAGAACAUCUCAAUACUUUAUCAAAAUUAUUGCCUGAUUAUAAAGAUAUCUUAGAGGUCCAGGAACAAUCCACCAUGAAACCAAAAUGGGAAACAUAUUCUAAUAUGUCUGAUGUUCAGUCCACGUCUCUCGUAUCACCUUCUACAUCAACAUUAGUGCAAUCCAACCUCGAUACAUUCACUGCUUCAUCUCAAAACACUGACUCACUGUCGCAGUCCAUGUCAAUAACGGACAAGGACAAAGAACGCAGUACAACAGGCUCAUUUGCUAUGGUGGGUCAUUCGUCUAUUGCUAAAAGUCAGCCCGGUGGUUUUGUUGUCACGUCGGUAGAAAAUGUAACUCGAAUUCAUGAAAAUGAGGAUAUUUCAAAAAAUGAAAAUCAAAGUGAAAGGUUUCAGGAAAAUGUGCAAGAUUUAUCUCAAAGGAACUAUCCUUCUCUCGAUCGCACAGUUGAACACCAACAUUCACCACCUACCAGUCCAGGAGAACAAGAUCAGCCAGAUUCCAUCUUUGCACAGAUUGGUGACAUCAUCAGUCCAGACAGUCCUCCUGAUUCAGAGUUUUUCAGCAUCAUGCCUGGCUCUUUCGGAAAUAAUAGAACUUUAACAAAACCUUCUUUGGAUUCUCAACCAGGAAGUUCUCUAACUGGAAGAUUGGAUGUUAUUAAUAUAAGAAGAAGAGAAUCGUUGCCUCGCUCACCAAGAAAACAAUCUUUAAUUGCCGUUGGGUCGCCAGAUUCGAAUACGUCGACUUCAUAUCAGAAAGUUGAUGGCAUCAGUAGUGAUGAAGAAAUGUUUCAUUCAUUUUCAUCAGAUCAUCAGGAUGUAAAACAAUUGAGAAAGAAACUACAUCAGUUGCAAACGGAUUAUGACAAUCUCACCCAAGAAUCAAAAUUAGAAAAAGAAGAAUUGAAUAUUUUAAUAAGAAAACUUCAGCAAGAAAUCUCAAGCCUGGAAGAAAAUCAACGUAAAAUAGAAUCUGAUUACGAGAAGAGGUGGCAGGAGUCUAAAUCUGAACUUGACAACGUUAUCAAACAACUGGAAAAUGAGAGAUUAGAAAGGAAAAAGGCUUGGUCAGAAGGUGCCAACUUGGAAAAGAAAAUUAAAACAUUGGAAGAAGAAAAACGUACACAUUCUUCGGAACUUGAAAUGAUCCAAAACCAAGUGUCAAAUAAAAAUUUAACGAUUGAAAAACUAGAAAACGAAGUGAAGGAAUCUGAAGACAGAUUAUCUUCUGCAAUGGAAGAGGCAGAAAGGAAAAUUGCAGAAAUCAUAAGAGCGAAAGAAUCCCAAUAUGAAAAAGAACUACAAACUGUAAAAUCUGCGUCGUUGAAAUUUGAGAGAGAAUUAGCGCUCGCUCAAACUGAACUUUCUACCUCUGAAGACAGAAUACAGGAAUUAGAAACUGCGUUGUCAGAUCGUGAACGAAGACAACAAGAAGACGCUUCACAAGUUCUCGAAUUUGAAACUAAAAUUUGCGAACUCGAACGAGAACUAGGGUGCACUAGAGAGUCAUUCCAGAAAAGUACUUACGAAAAAUCUGAAGCGAAACAACAAAUUCUUGAUCAUGAGCAAAAACUAGCGAAAGCUCAUGAUCAGAUUGAAUCUUUAAAACGAUUACUCGUUGAUUACGAGACGAAAAUAAACGAUGACAAAACGAAAGAUCAUUUACUAAAAAAUUUAAAACUUUCUGUACAUGAUUUAGAACUAGAAAAAUCCGAACUAACAUCGAACUUAGAAUCCUCUAAAAAAGAAAUUGAAAAACUCAAAAACGAACUCAGUGAAUCCGAAAAAACUGCUCAAAAUUUGAGAUCGAUUGGAGCGCAAGAUGAAAAAUCAUAUAAAGAAGAAAUUGAGAAACUAAAACGCACUCACGCUGACGAAAUAAAAUCCACUUCUGAGCAACACGGAGAGGAAAUAGUCAAAUUGACUGAAAAACAUGAAAAUGAAAUAAAAGAAAUUACUCAGGAACAUGAAAAGAUCAUUAUUGAUAAAGAACAAUACUGGAAAGGGAAGGAGGAGACUUUGAGUAAUGCUCAUAGGAAUGAAAUCGAUGAGUUAGAAGCCGAUCGUCUUGCUAGCAUUGCUUCCGCUCAACAGUCAAUUGAAGAUUUGAGAGAGAAAUUACGAGAAGCAAACAGGACUCUUGAUAUUAGAAAGAAAGAAUUUGCAGAAAGCAAGGAUUCAUUUGCUGAAAGUCACAGAAAGCUGGAAGAAGAUUAUUCAAGAAUAAUUUCUGAAAACGAGAAUCUUGUUACAAAAAUAUCUGAAAUGGAGCAAGAAAUAUCUCAAUACCAGGAAGAAAUCAGAAAACAUCAAGAACAAGCAAAACAAGAUGUUGCCAUGACAACUAUGAUAACUUCUUCAUCCUCCACAGAUGAAGAAAUGAAAUCAAAAAGAUCAAAAAUUGAUUCCGGUAUCUCUGAUGACUUGAUGGUGUCAUCGAGUGUGGAUGGCCUACCUGAUGCCAACGGAAACCCAAUAAACAUGAUGACAAUGUCUGUCGUUGACCACAAAAAGAAAAUUGAUGAAAUCAAAAAGAAUUUUGAUGAAGAUAAAAAAGCUUUGCAGAAUUUAUUCAAAAAGGAAGAAGAAGAAUCGGCCAGAAGGAGACAGAUGGUUUUCAAUUCUGCAAUACAACGUGUCGCAUCGAGUAAAGAUAUAGAAAUUGAAAAACUAAAAGAACAGCUGAUGUCACAAUCUCGUUCUAUUCCCGGUAUUGCGCAAUCAAUGAUGGUACAAGGCUCACAACCUAUGUCAUCUUCUAUCACACAUUCAUCUACGUCACCAUCUUCAUUGGGAACGACACCUGACAUCAUGCAGGCUUCCACUUCUGGUUUGGGAAAGACUUUCGAUAGAGACAAAGAUAAAGCUGCUGUUGUGAAUUUCCAAAUUGGCGAUAAUGUUCUUGUUUGCUUCAAUGAUACUUAUCAGCAUUUUACUCUUCUGACAACAUCUCGAACAUUACAUUUUGUUCACGCAGAAUCCCUGGAUAAACUAGGAAUCAACAGUUCCAAUCCUGAAUCCAAAAAAUCAAUGACCUUUGCUACUCUGGUUGACAAAGAAUACUGCCAAGCUAGAAAAGCACAAAAUCGUUUCCGAGUUCCAAUCAAUACAAAGUUUUAUCGUGUCAAAGUCACGCCUUUUGCAAAGAAAGAUUUGCAAAGUUGAAAAGUUCAAAACCUGAAUGGGUGUUUAUUGUUCGACGCCAUUCUGUUAAAUUAAUCAUGUUUUAAACGCAUUUUUUAUAAUUCAAUAAGCAUUGCCUAACCGAGGGAUGGUCAGGAGUCCACUCACAGUAAAUGUAUUGGAAUUGAGGAAUGUAUGUAACUUAAUUUAGUUUGCCCAUCCCUGCCCACAUAACAUAACCAUAACAUGUCCAAUUAUUAGUAUAUUAAUAUCAAAAAUGAUAAACUAAAAAUAUUAGAAUUAAAAUUUAAGAUUUAAUGAGUAGUACUACACUAUUUUUUUCCAAGUUUGAUUACAUUUCGCAAACUAGUUUUGUAGUAACUUUUGUUUUGUCAUUUUUCUGUCACCUUAAUUUUGAUUAUUAGUGAAAUUCUUCAAAUUCAAGUAAUCUUCCAGGUUUGCUAAUGUCAAGCCUGGACAAAACAUAAUAAUUUAAAAUCCUUUUCUUUCAUUUUUAUUUGACUCUUUCCAAUCUCGACCUGAACUUGUAUCUUUUCCACAUAUUUCAUAUGUUUGCAGUUAGCGACUGGUAUACUUUCUUGAAUCAAUAAAGCAUGGUGAAUUAGGUUUAUCAUGAAGGUCUCGAUAUAACCAAUAUUAAAUGAUAUCAAGUGUAUAAAACAAGAACGGAUAUUUCGUUCAGAUAAAACUAUACUAAUUGAAGUCCCAGUUCGUUGCAACUUUCCUCUAUUUUUUUGCAAAUCUUUCUGACAAAUAUAUCAUAAAGGUUUCCCCUUAGAGUUAGACAAAGUACAUUUAACAAGACUAGGUAAACGAAUCAGACUAAACAAUACAAAUUCAAGGUCUUACCCACUUCAAGUGAUCGAAGGGUCUUGCAGCACACUAACACAAAUAUGAUGACUUUAGUCAGACAAAACUCUACAGACAUACAAUUGUGUUAAUGUGCAGCAAGACUCUUGCACCGCUUAGGAUAGUUAUCUCUACUCUUGUUACGGCAUCCUUGCUUUACGUGCAUACGGAUCCACCGGCACGAUAGCAUAGAAGAAGGAUAAGUAGUAAGUCCGGCAGAAACCCAAUCAGUAAACUUAUCCAGUUGGUUGCAACUUCGCUCUAUUUUUGUGCAAAUCUCAACGAAUUUCAAUAUUUUUGUGCAGAAAAAGAUUUUCUUAGCAUCUCACUGUGAAAUUGAUAAUUUCUUUUCUUGUCAGUGUUUUUCGUUCACGUGCAUAUAUAUAUAUAUAUAUUGUAAAUUGCUUACUCCUGGUGAUCUAGCUUCUAUUUUGUGCGAUUUUAUUUACAUCUGUGUGGGUUUACGGUUCAAUAUUAUUAAUAUUUUGUGUUCCGAACUAUACAGCGAUAAUUAAUGUGGAGUAUACAAUGGCAGUAUUUUGUCUUUGAGGAGACAAAACGCAAACAUUUGGGACAAUUUCACAUUUCUCAAAUCAAAUAUAAUAUGGAAUUGGUAUAAGAUAUUCAUUUGCUAAUACUCUAUAUUGUAUCAUUCGUCAUUGUGACAUUUGUUGGUAACUAGUGGGGUGUUGGGAAAAUAGAGAUAAAUAGGUAAUGAGUUGGUUUAGUAUAAUUUCUUGAACUUAACCACUAUUAUAAUUGUUUUUAUACAGGAAUAAGGUGUGUGAUAUCACCCUAUCUCUAUUGUAGUGUCUCAAAAAUGUUGUGUUUCACACUUGUAUGAAUCUCACUUCAUAUGAAUACUUCAACCUUCUGACAAAUAAUUGAUCUUCCCAGCAAAGAAUAUAGCAUGGAUUUCACUCCGUAUGCUUUCUUUUACUAUUUGUUCACAAUAUAUAUCUACCCCAACUCAGAUACAAGUUUGCUAAAAUAGAACGGUUGGUACAUGGCAUUUUCGAGACACUAACAUUUUAGUUGAAAGUUUUCUCGGAUAUUAAUCGAAGCUCCCUAAUUUCUUUCGGAACACUUCUUGUUUGUAUUUUUGAACUCACUACUUCAAAAAAUAUGUACCAUGCGAUUUUUUUGAGGUGAAGAAUUAUUAUUUCAAAUUUUUUGUUCUUAUUUGUGUGCAUUAACCCCGUAAUUUUCAUAUUUUUCGCUCACUUGCACUUUUAAAAACUAAUAAAUCUACGAUUUCGCCUGCAUUUGUCAGAAACAAUGAAAGCUUUGGAGAGUGACUCAAACAUAAAAGAGAUAA